UGUAAUUUCACUUUCUCAACACUGCACUACACUUGAAGAUGGAAGCUACUGAUCAGAUGUGUCACCCUUGUUUUGUAGGGCCUCUUCUUCAGAUAAAGCAUGGCUAAUACAGGGGAUGAGACGCUGGAGAUGGCAGCUCUCGGACGACCCUUCCAGCUGGGAAUGCUGUAUGACUGCCGGAAGGAUCGCCUCAUUCCAGGAAUUACUUUGUGGAACCCAGAAGAACUACAAGGCAGCAUAAAUGAAAGAUCCCAGCCGAUAACUGAGUUCAGAGUCACCGCCUCGGACUCCAUUGAAGAGAAGGCUUCUGCUUUGAAAGUGGACACUUCCCUGAAGGCGAGUCUCCUGGGGGGUUUGGUUAAAGUGGGUGGAGCUGCAAAGUACUUCAACGACACACAGAAAUCAACAAGACAAUCCCGAGUCACUCUGCAGUACUACACAACAACACGAUUUGAGAAUCUGACCAUGAAUCACCUGGCCAAAGAGAAAGUGUCUCACCCCAGCGUGUUUGAAGACAAGACAGCGACUCACGUGGUCACCGCUGUGCUGUACGGAGCUCAGGCAUAUUUCAUAUUUGACCAGCAGGUAUCCUCAGAGGAGAAGCAACAGGAAAUCCAUGGAAAAAUGGAGCUUGCAAUAAGUAAAAUACCUAAAAUUAAAAUGGAAGGUCAAGGCUCUAUUGACCUGGAGGGAACAGAAAAAGCUGAAGUUAAAAAAUUUGAAUGUACAUUUUAUGGAGAUUUUCAUCUUGAAUCUAACCCGUUGACUUACCAUGAUGCUGUGAAAGCCUACUCAACUCUUCCAGAAUUGCUCGGGGACAAAGGAGAGAACGCAGUGCCUGUGAAGGUCUGGCUGUACCCGUUAAUCAAGCUGGACUCCAGGGCUGCCAAGCUGGAAAGGAACAUAAGUGACUACUUGGUAACAUCUAUGCAAACUGUUUUAGAGCAAUUUAAUACAAUUGAAAUGCAAAGCAACGACAUGAUAAAAGACAUUGUUACCCAAACGUUUCCUGAAGUCAAUGAGAAGAUUCAACAACUGAAACAAAGCGACACGCAGUACAAGCUGAAUUUCAUGAGCAAACUGUACGCCAUGCUGCCUUCCAUCCGCGGAGGUGUGCAAAAGGAAGAGUCACUCAGAAAGAUUUUAAACAAUCACGAAGAGUCCCCUUUUAACUUUAAAGCACAACAUGCUUGGCUGAACAGCAAAGAAAGAGAAAUCAAUGCAGUGAGACGUUGUCUUACUAUUUUAAAAGACAUACAUGUAUCUUCUGUGAAUGAGCUAGAUGAGGAAGAAUUAAACAAUGAGACUGAAAAUAUUGUUUGCUUUACCUUCACCUCACUGCACGAGCCAGAACCAUAUCUGAAGAUCUAA
Molecule: messenger RNA, 1371 nt
Organism: Acipenser ruthenus (sterlet)
Lineage: Eukaryota; Metazoa; Chordata; Actinopteri; Acipenseriformes; Acipenseridae
Product: stonustoxin subunit alpha-like
Exons: 2
Coding region: 100-1371 (423 amino acids)
Source: RefSeq, a predicted model, not a curated record